GUUACCUGCAGCAGUAAUGGAAAAAGCACAGUAUGUGAAGGGAGUGUUGAAACGCGAUGCUGUGCUGGUUACCUUGGAGUUAAUGGCACGUGUGAAGAAUGCCCUGCUGGGAGGUUUGGCUUGAAUUGUAGCAGCCCCUGCAAAACUAAUUUUUAUGGUCGACUCUGCUUGGCGAAGUGUAUGAGUUCAGUUGACCAAUACUGUGACAACGUCAAGGGGUGUCUUAACAAUUCAAGUUCUGGCCUUUCGAUUACUAAACAAAACGUUUCUAAUGUACCCGUUGAUGUUGGGAACAUCCAAGAAGACUUGGCAUGGCGCAACACUGCAUUCAUUCUCGCUUGGGUUUUGUUGAUACUUAUUGCUAUGAUCGGUGCUCUUCAGAUCAAAUCCAGAUUUGUAUCGGGUUUUAAUGGGAAAACUAAAGCUCGACACAGAACAGGCAAUGAAAACGCAUCAAUUGUAUAUGAAACAGACCAAACAAGCCGUGUUUCUGCAUCUUUGAGUAGCAGAAGUUGUAUCGGAGAGAAUCAAUUGUAUGAGGAACCUGACUCCACAUAUCCGUACGACAAUCUUUCACUCAGAGAUCAAGGAGUUGCUUUGUUCUUCCAAUCAAACGUUAUGCCAAACUCACCAGAUGUUUAUCUGGUUGAAAUGCAGGCAGAUUUUACCGGAACGUUAAUGAGUGAUCAAGUAUAUAGCUUGGCAAGUAUGCCUAUCCACAAGAGAGAUGUCUGCACUGACGACAUUGCAUCUUAGAUGCACUUUAGUUUGAAACAUCGUUCGUUUUGUUGAUUUGAUUCAAUAUAUGUAAUCAUGAAUUAUGUUUCAAUAAUGCCUAUUGUAAUAGUGCAAACAUCGUCUUACAAUAAUAUUGUAAAACAAUAUAAAACAAGUGUGAGAAUAUUUAAAGUCUCGAUUAAAACAACAUUGUCGCUUAUAUCUCUGUUUAUGUUUAUACAUGUACAUAUUUGUUGCUUGGCUGAUGCUUUAUUCUUGUAUAGAUUGUUGACUAAUUAAUAUGAAAAAAACUGUACAUUCUAAAGUUUAAAAUAGCUAUAAAUACAGUAACUUUUAUUAUAUAUGUUAACUAAGAGCGCAGCUUACAACCAACAUUAUGGGUGUUUCACAAAUGUUCUUGUCUUUAAUACAGCAUACUCUCUUACAAAGUAUUUAUUUCUCUUUUUCGUUCAUUGUUUUACAUUUAUUCAAAAUGUAAAAGAAACAUCUGAACUAAAGAUUAUUAUACUGACAAAUACGUAUAACAUACCACAUGUCACUCAUUACCAUCAAUCACUUCCCGGCAUGAGACUGCAAAG
Molecule: messenger RNA, 1316 nt
Organism: Magallana angulata
Lineage: Eukaryota; Metazoa; Mollusca; Bivalvia; Ostreida; Ostreidae
Exons: 5
Source: RefSeq, a predicted model, not a curated record